ACUGUCCAGAUGACCUGGGACGCCAUGGGCUAUGCCUAUGGAUACCGCAUCUGGACCCGUAACAUUCAGAACGCUAGCGAUGUGUUGACCCCCGGGAUACUCUCAUCCACCGAGACCUGCGCUGGCGCUACUUACUUGUUUCCCGGAGCCUGGAACUACGAGUUCUGUGUGACGUCCUAUAAUGGCAACUACGAGUCGGUCUUAACCGGCUGCACAGUAGCGCCU
This is a messenger RNA of Hyaloscypha bicolor E, 225 nucleotides long. RefSeq lists its product as uncharacterized. Gene Ontology annotation, molecular function: protein binding. The transcript has a single exon. NCBI's taxonomy places the organism in Eukaryota, Fungi, Ascomycota, Leotiomycetes, Helotiales, Hyaloscyphaceae. The record is from RefSeq and is a predicted model, not a curated record. The annotation marks the transcript as partial.